UGGGCUGAGAGUCUUGCUUGCUGUACCAGCACCUAAGUGCUCAGAAGCGGCCUUUUGCUUCGCAGAGCGGGGGUGGGGGCGUCUUAGAAGCUUGGGGAAGAAGCACGUUGUUUCGGAGUUCCUAGUUGCGUUCUUUCUCCUUGGGAGGAGGGAAUUGCACAAGGAAAAGAAGAGAAGCCUUUACUUUGUAACUGGAAUUCUCCCGAGUUGAGCUGCGUCGUACAGACUCACUGCAUAUUUUAAUACAAAACUAAGGGAAGAGGCCAUUUGAUGCCGCUUGGCUUCAUCUCAACCGUCAGCCGGGGGGUGACUUCAAAAAGACGCAAGAUUGGGCUCUGGGGAAUAAAAGGAAGAAUUAGGAUGGCGGUUUUCAAGUGAAGUUUAGUCUAGACAUGCUUCUUUGAAAGUCACAAGGCAGAAGUGGUCAAAAGCAGAAUUUAAAAGAACCAAAACAAAAAUAUCAUAAGCUUGUCCUUCUCUCCUACUGGGAUAUAAAUUCUCCUAAGUAUCUCAUCGAAAAGGCCUGGGACGAAAGUCGACGGGAGCAAAUCUUGCAGGGAAAUUUGACUGUUUGACAAUGGACUAAUUAAUACUCACCGUUCACCUGUAGAGAGGAUGCACUUGGUUUCCAGCGCCCUCCUCCCAGCACAGGCCGCUGCCUCAGCAUCCACCCCGCAGCCCACGUGUGGCAAGCCGGGGAAGGGGUGGAGUGAACUGCCGGAGACCACGUGGAGGGAGGGGCCGCCUUGGCCCUUCCAUCUGGGUGCCGGGAGCCCCUAGGCCCUCCGGCCAUGGCCGACAGCGGCAGUGCGGGCAGCUCGGGCCCCUGGUGGAAAUCGCUCACGAACAGCAGAAAGAAAAGCAAGGAAGCUGCAGUGGGGGUGCAGCCUCCCGCCCAGCCCGCUCCGGGGGAGCCCACGCCACCUGCGCCGCCCAGCCCGGACUGCACCAGCAGCUCCCGGGAGAAUCAGCACCCCAAUCUCCUCGGGGGCGCCGGCGAGCCCCCCAAACCAGACAAGUUAUACGGGGACAAAUCCGGCAGCAGCCGCCGCAAUUUGAAGAUCUCGCGCUCCGGCCGCUUUAAGGAGAAGAGGAAAGUGCGCGCCACGCUGCUCCCCGAGGCGGGCAGGUCCCCGGAGGAGGCGGACUUCCCUGGUGACCCCCACGAGGACAAGCAAUAGCCCCAAUAGCCUUCGCGCUCCAAGACUGUCUACCCAGCCCUACCCCAAGCCCCCAGUUCCAAACCCGAGACUUCAGGCCUGCCCCCUCACGUGUUGUCUCAUUCCACCAAAUUCAGAAUAUUUACACAAUGCCUUCAUGAUUUUAUUUUUCUGGAAAUUGAAGUGUCAAUUGGGUUCUCAAUAUUUCAUGACUCCAAGGAUGCAUUAAAUAUUUAUUUGUGGUAAGAGAAGAUACCUGCCGCGGAGGAGGGUGGCAUAAUUAUUUUUUCAAAAAGCUAUUCUGGGACCCUGGCCCCCUGGCUUCUGUCACAACUCAGCUUGAACUCUGUAGCCUCUCAAAUGAAGAAGGUGGCUGUUAUUUAGGACUCUGUGGAAAGCAAAUCACAGUGCUGUUUUUAAUGCCUGAGAAAUGCACUUUAGGGGUACCUCCGUAGACGUAUACCUUAAGUGAAGGAGUGGGGGAGGAAGAAGCAUUCUUAAGUAGAAGCAUUUUAAGGUAAGGCAGGAUUGCUUUUAAUGUUAAACUACAAAACUGUACCGUCUAUUUUAGUCUGGACUAUUAAAACCCUUGCACUGUAA
This is a messenger RNA of Rhinopithecus roxellana (golden snub-nosed monkey), 1760 nucleotides long. It is a transcript of the gene PRR15, whose product is annotated as proline rich 15. NCBI's taxonomy places the organism in Eukaryota, Metazoa, Chordata, Mammalia, Primates, Cercopithecidae. The record is from RefSeq and is a predicted model, not a curated record. The transcript has 2 exons. The coding region runs from base 792 to 1181 and encodes 129 amino acids.